UUGGAAGAAGAGACAGAAUACUUACUUAGAACUUACAUUGGUAGCCGUCUGGUUGAGGUUUCUGUUGGAGCUGAUAACAAGCUGGGUCUGAAUAUGGCACAGCCCAAGGGUUCUCCUGGUUUCUGCUUCCCCUGGGGCUUUGGAGAGGUGUGGUGCUUGGGAGAAGGAAUGAAGUGGGUACAAAAGGGCACAGGGCUGUGUUGGUAGGACUUGGAAGGCUUUUAAAACUCUCACACAUUUCCAUUAUGGACUUUUCCUUUUCUCUCUUACUGCAAAACCUUUUCAAGUAGUAAAAUGGAGCAGUGGCCUAAUAAUCCUUGUAUGGGAAGUUGGGUUCUCGGUGUAUUUGCAGGUCAGUGUCUCUGUGCCAUUAUUCAAGUCCAAGCACACAGUGUCACCUUAAAUGUUUGUUCAGUUAGGUGCUUUACUGGGUAAAUAAGUGUCUUGCUUUAGAAGUACCCUGAAAGUGUUGUUGGAUGCUGUCAUGUUGGUGGAUUCUCAGCAGCAGGAGCAGAAGUGCAGGGUUUGCAGUCCUGGCACUGGCACCUGUUUUCCUGACAGCCCUUCACCACUCCAAACCACACCCAGCAGCUUCCAUCUGGAACCCACUUCAUUGCUUUUCGAUGCACUCCAUGCUACAGCCAUAUUGUUUUGUUUGCCCUUGGAAGCUGCAGCAGCCCCACUCCGUGGGGUGAAGGCUGGUGAGGGAUGUGAUUAUCUUGGUGCCCAUAUGGAGUUCUGGCAGGUGCCAGAGGUGGGUGGCCCACCCGAACGAGUGUAUCUUCCUUGAACACUUUCAACUGGGGUUCCUGGCCUCUGUCACACUGUGAAACUUAAGAGCUCUCAGUUCAACUGCUUUUCAGGCUGUUCAUGCUGGGAAAGUUAAGAAGGACAAGAUUUGGUUCAUUCAUACGGAAAUAUGUGUCAGGAAAAAACCAAAGGGUGGUAAGGAAAACAUGGAAUUUGUAAAGUGCUCACCUAAUGGACCCUUUGUUUUCUCAGUAGAGAUAGAAGCCAAUACUGUGCAUCAGAAACACUUGUUCAUUUCUGAAAACCCACAACUUCAAGUUUAGUCUUUUCUGACUCUUGAGAGGUUAAUUUUCCCCUCAGAUUUGAUGCUUGCUUUGCAGGGGUAUAAUCUCUUUGACAGUGCUCUGCAUACAGGCAAGUAUGGUAGACACUUUGUAAUCACCUAGUCCUGAUUCUUUGAUGCUCCUCAGCAGUGUUUUAACCUUAAAAUUCUACACAAAAGAUUGUAUCAUCUUAAACAAUAUGAAAUGUAAUAGUCCAGUUCUGGAUAGGAUUUGUCACCUUUUUUUCCUUGUUCCACAUGAACUAACUAUGAAAAAAGGACUCAAAAUAUUAGAAUAAGUCUUUUGGUUGUGUAUUAUGUAUGAAUGUCCUUCAGCAUUUAGGCAUUUGUGAACCUUUAAUGCAGAGAAAAAUAACAUUAAGUAGAACAAAGCAUAAUAAAAUGCACAGAUUUGUCUCUGAUCCACAAAAGGGGUUCUCUGAGCUGCACUAUUGAUAAUUUAUUAUGUGGGUGUUUGACAAGCCCACACAUACCCUGAUAUAACACUCUGCAGAUACAGUCUUCAGUGUUCUGUAACACCCUGGGAAUAUUUAAUUCAUAAAUCCUGAUGCUGAAGCCCUUAAGGUGUCAGAAACAUGGUGCUCAUGCCUGUGAAUCUGAGCAGGUUUGGUUAGUCAGAUAAAUACCAUGCUCCAAAUAGACUGUGAUCCUAAUGUACAACAGAAUAGACAAAACCACAAAAUAUAAUGGGAUUUAAAUUGCCAUUUGAGUAUGUUAGCCCUUUUCUUUGCAAGGAAUCAUUUUCCAGAGUUUUUGUCUUUAAAAUAUUUUCUCUGGGAAACUGGAAAAUAAUAAAUUCCUCCAUUAAUAAAAUGCAGAGAGGAGCAGGGGAAGAAAUAUUUUGAUUUAGCUUUGGUUGUGUAUAAAGGUUUCUAUCUGGACUUUUGAAAGGAUGGCAGUAUUCCUUCAUCUAGGAGGAGGGCAGGAUCUGCUGGUCUUGUGGAAUAAGGAACAAAUCCCUGCCCUGCUCAGGGCAACGUUUUAAUAAGCUUGAGGGAAAAGAAUCAAGUAAUCCAAGUGAGCAGGUGACCUCUGGUGAGGUUGUUGGUCAGGCCAGCAGGCAGGGUGGGAAUGUCCACUGCCUUGGACAGCAAUUGAACCAUGGAGUGCUACUUCCUGCAGCAGGGCAGCAGGAUGUGCCUGGGAUGAGGAGGGGACAGCUGGUGAGAGUGGCAGAUGGUGUCAUCCAUGGCUUCUCCCUGAUGCUGUACAUCACAUCUACAGGCACCUGUGCUGCUUCCCUAGCCUGUCAGCCCCCUCUGGCUCUUGCAGAGGUGGGACAUCCAGUGUGCUGCAUGUACAGAUCUGAUGGUCAGGAUUAGCACUGCAGCUUGAAAUCAUCCCAAAAAUGCCAACACCUAAACACUGAGCUUUCUAGCCAGAUGUGUUUUCUUUAGAGAGUUCUGAAGGAUUUACUGAGUUCUUUGCUGACUGCAGCACUUAAGCAUAAACUUGACUUUAAGUGGGAAUGCUCAGGUGCUUACAGUUGGUUUGUAAUAAUUAGUAAUGUACAAACUUAAGCCUGAUUGUUUAGUCCUUUCCUAAAUACCAGUUGCAGGAGGCAGAGGGGACAUAUUCAUCCCCUGCUGCUUUCUGGAGAAAUGUCACUUCUGUGGUUCUCUCUGUUCUAUAUUUCUUUGCACCAGAAAUGACCCCACUGCUCUUUGUCGACAGUGUUUCCUUUUAUCCCUCUCCUGGCAGCUGCUCUUGCUCCAUUCUGAUCUUGGAACAGCAAAUGAAUUCCCUCUGAAGCAAAUGUCAAGCCAGUAAAGAUGUUGAAGCAGCAAGAAAAUCAUCUCUGUCUCUGAAGACAGAAUUGGAGAUCUUUGUGAAUGAGAUGUUCUUAAAAUAGCUGCACAGUGUGUUAUCUUCCCUAGAAGGUGCAGAAUUGAAAGCAUCACCACAAGGCACUUGUCCUUGUGUGAGCAGCAUCCCUAAAUGAUGGGUUUUGGAGAGGGGAGAGAAGCAGGCUACUUAAUUUUCCUCCUCUCCAGGCAAAAAGCAUUGCAUGAUUUUAAUCUCUGUGUGAUGGUACAUUUAUGUUUUUUCCAAGAGUUGCAUUGCUGUUUGCUGCUUGUUUAAAUAUGUCACUUGUUGAGUGACCUUGUUCUCUAUGAUCCACUGUUUCUGGAGUGAACUUGUAGCUGAAAGUAAUGCCAAGGCACAGGCUGAGUAGAGGUGCUCUGAACUGGCCUGUCUGAGGAUCAGGGUGGCCGUGGCCUCUGUGCAGAGCAGAGAUUCUCAGCAGGUGGGGUGUGCCACAGCCUGGAUGGGCUGAACUCAGCAUCAAGUCACAUCAUGCACUUCAGUUCUUGUCUUGAUUCAAAACUGUUGUCCGAGGAACAGCAGCCUUGGAAACCUUCCGUGGAGUUUUGGGAUCACUGGUUCAAGUGGUGGAAGCUCCAUCUCUGUGGUCAGACGGACAACAGGCAUUGGUUGGACAUGGAGAAUUUGGUUAGCUUGGGAGCUUUUGCUGAGAUUUUUCCACCCUCAGCUAGUUUGGGGUGUUUGAUUCCCUGACAGCCUCAGGAGAGAGUAAUCCAGAAAAGUCUGAUACAAGAAUCAUGCCAGAAUCAUGAAUAGAAUCUUUUACAUGCCUGUGAAUAUCUCAAUACUUCUAUUUUUCUUCAACUUGGUGGAAGGGGAAUUGAUAAGUAAAAAUACUAGAUGCAAAAAUGAAAUCACUAAUUGAAGAACAGGGUUUUUUAUAGCAGUUUCAUAAUUAUAUUCAUAACGUAAGUUUAACUAGGAGAAAUGUUAAAAUUUUGACAUCUUCGGUUUUUCAUCUUUUGUGUGAAGGUGGAAAUAAUUAGCUGUACUGAUACAAACACAGAGUUUUCAGAAGUUUCUCAGUUAUUUUAAGACUAUUAUUUUUUUUCCUAGUCCUGUUUUUUUGACAUGAUAAUAUCUCUUUAAGGGCUUUCUUUACCAGAUCAAUUCCCUUCCUACCAGGAGAACUAAAGCUUUUCAGCUGUCUGUCCAAUUUAUCCUUCUGGACUAAAUUUCUCAUCUCGAGAUAACCAGCAGCAACUCUCCCCUCAGGAGAUUUGUAUCAAUUAGUUCUGCAUCACUAAUUCCUGUGGUAUUGGGGGACCAGUUGUAAGAAAGCUGCUCUGUAAACAGUUUUGACUGUUGGAGCUUUGUCUUUACUUUUUUUUGGUUAGAGGCCGUGGGUGCCGUCACUGGAGCUCUCGCUUGUGCGUGCCCACGAGGCUGGGCACUGCCUCACUGCAGAGGGCAUGCAGGGCUGCUUUGGGCUUGUGCUGCCUGGUGGGUUUGGGGGAUGUGAGCUCUGUCCCUCUGGCUGCAGCAGUGCCACCCCUGGUGUCACCAGCUCUUAACACACUGCCAGGUGGCAGGUGGGAGGUCACUGCCACUGCUGAUAACGUGAAUGGCUGAUGCAGUCUGGCAGGAAAGCAGGUUAGUCUGCAGCUGGAAUGCAGGCCAGGCUUCACCUAAUCCCUCCCUUAGCCACAAAGAGGUGGCUUUAAUCUAUUUAUUCUGCAUUUGGUUGUUUUUUCAGCCCUGAUCUAUCUGCAAAUGCCAUUGCACUGCUGGUCUGUUUCUAUCCAUUUGCCAUUAGCAGAUGUGUGGGGACAUGAGGCUGUUUUCAGGCACUCCAGUCUAAUCCCAGCAGUGCUGUAGGAUCUUGGGGAUUGCUCUGCAUUUAUGCAGAAGUAAAUGAUGUAUAACGUGUCAUUUUUAAGAACCUGCUACCAGCAAUUUUAGGAUUUUGUUAGACAGCUGGUUUUCUUUUUACUGAUGUUUUAGACAAAACUAAUUUGAUAGGAUUAUUAGAGGAGGAAAAUGAAAAGGACAGAAUCAUCCAGGAAGCUCAUUAAAAUGGAAACCCUGAAAAAACUGGGUAAUUGGGCAUUGAUUCUGUCCUCCCCCCCUCACUUUAUGAGCAGUAUUGUAUUAAAAGUAACAUGUCUGCAGGAUGAUGCUUCAACAUCUGUUACUGCUGAAACAAAAUGAUUUGCUUGUUUUUUCUUCUCUACAUUCUUCCAACAUCUGCAUGUGUAGAUCUAUCCUGUAUGUUUUUACCCCAUCUAACACAGUUAUUUUCCAGGGAAGAGGCACCAAAGGGAAUGGGAUCCUCCCUUUGCUCUGGAGGGGGAUUCUGCAUUGCUGCUCCCUUGGAUUAGAUCUGGGGUGAGUGGCUGUGAAAUGAAUCAUGUGAGCAAGGAGCCAGGGCUGCUCAGGGAGCCCAGGCACAGGUCUCUUGCUUACUUUUGGACUUGGACAGGCCUAAUCUGUGAAGAUAAUUAAAGUUCCUCUACUCUGGAUGCUCCCCAUGCCGCUGCCGCAGGCGGAGCUGGUGCGCAGCUCGCUGCAGCUGUACCGGUACCUGCUGCGCUGCUGCCGCCGCCUGCCCCCGGGCCCCGUGCAGCAGCACUACAGACACGCCAUCAGACAGAGUUUCAAAGUCCAUGCUGAUGAAGACGAUCCUGAGCGAAUCCAGCAGAUCAUUAAAAGAGCCAUUGAAGAUGCUGACUGGGUGAUGAAUAAAUAUAAAAACCAGAAGUAGAAGAGGAAGGAUGAAGCCAAGAAGGACUUUGGUAAACACCCUUAGAGGACUUGCUGUCAAGCCCAAUACAAUAUUCGAAUUAUUGCCUGAAGGUUUCUCUUGGAUAAUAUAAAUACAAUAAUUUAUAUUUCA
This is a messenger RNA of Oenanthe melanoleuca, 5756 nucleotides long. It is a transcript of the gene LYRM9, whose product is annotated as LYR motif containing 9. NCBI's taxonomy places the organism in Eukaryota, Metazoa, Chordata, Aves, Passeriformes, Muscicapidae. Bases 5382 to 5624 code for a protein of 80 amino acids. The record is from RefSeq and is a predicted model, not a curated record. The transcript is spliced from 5 exons.